AUGUCUCCAGACAUCGGAAUAUUCAUGAUUCCAAUUCCAAUUGGCUCCAGCCUUGUAGACUUUCAGACUUCUGUUCCUAUCUAUCUAUCUAUCUAUCUAUCUAUCUAUCUAUCUAUCUAUCUAUCUAUCUAUCUAUCUAUCUAUCCCAGUCUGUUCUUUAUCUAUCUAUCUAUCUAUCUAUCUAUCUAUCUAUCUAUCUAUCUAUCUAUCUAUCUCAUUCUGAUACUAUCUAUAUUUAUCUCAUUCUAUCUAUCUAUCUAUCUAUCUAUCUAUCUAUCUAUCUAUCUCUCUAUAUAUAUAAUAUUAUUAGCUGGCUACUCUGAACUCGUGUCGCCCAUUUUUAUAUUUCUCAAAUUAUCACUUCAUUUUUUUUCUUAUUUCCUGUUUAUUCUCUUUCCCAAUCCUCCCCUCUCUCUCUAUCUAUACACCCUCUCUCUCUUUUUCUCCCUCUCCAUACCUCUCUGUCUCUGUCUCUCUCUCUCUGGCAUUCGCGUCGGCCUUUUACUUUUAUUUUUUGCCCUCUCACUUUAUUUCUUUCUUUCUUUCUUUCUUUCUUUCUUUCUUUCUUUCUUUCUUCUCUCUCCCCCUCUUUCUCCCUCUUUUUCUCUCCAACCACCUCUCUCUCUCUCUCUAUUUCUGAAAAAACACAAUUUCUCUUUAAUCUUCACCUGUUCACUUUCCAGUUGUUUUCUUUUCACAUCUGUUUUCCUUUUGUUUUUAUUUUCGUGCCGAUUGUUCAUCUUUUUCCGUUUCUUCACAUAUAAUAGGAAACCUCUUCCGCCAUUUUCCUCUAUCUCUUUGUGUAUAUAG
Molecule: messenger RNA, 810 nt
Organism: Acanthosepion pharaonis
Lineage: Eukaryota; Metazoa; Mollusca; Cephalopoda; Sepiida; Sepiidae
Source: the annotation of a GenBank genome assembly